AUGGCAAUGGAAACCUCCCAGAGCUUUACGGCUCGCCGACAGGCGACCCAAGCCUUGCCUCCUUUCCAACUACCAUCGACAAACCAAGAUAUCCCUAGAGUGACGGGCGAAGGGCUCAGCCCCCUCUCCUCUGGUGUCAACACCACCAGCUCCCAAAGCUCACACUACUAUUCGCAGCACGGAGCAUGGCCGACCCCUCAGAGCUCUUCCUACGCGCUUAGCUCUGGGACACCGCAAGCCAUCCAGCAAUCGCCGUACGGUUCCUCACGAGCGAGCACUUACGAACAGCAAUCCCCCUUGCCAUACUCCCGCACUUCUCAGUCUCCAGCAACCGGCGGAGAGGGUCUCCCGGGCCCCUCCUACGGCCAGGGUCACCAGUUUUCCCAAGCGGCUUAUUCCCAAGCAGGAUCUACUCCAGUUAGUUUGCCUUCCCAGGCCUCUCAAACUGCGCAAACAGCCAUUCUCGGUUCUCAGACUCCAGUUUCGACGCAGCCUCCCACGCCUGGUGCUCUAUCUUCGAAUGUUGACUCAUAUGCGCAGUCCCGACCAUCCAUUGCACCAUCCUACUACGCAUCCUCAGCUCCUCAGCAAUCUGGAUUCCCCGGCUUCCAAUCGCACACAUCCCCGACCGCACCGUCUCCCACGACUUCUGCCGGACCGGGAAGGGGGUUGGCCUCUAUGCCCCACCCUUCCGGAAUGGCACCUCCUCAGCCAUAUGGUCGAUACGCUUAUGGCGUUCCUCCAAUGGGAGGGCCUAUCAUGUCGAACCUCAACACCCCAGGGCAUCAAAUGUCUCUCGUGUCUGGUAUGGGCGUUGGUUACCCACACCACAUGGGUCCCUCGAUGUAUGGUCACGGCCACGGCAGUCAAGCAAACGCCCAAACGGAGCGCCCUUUCAAGUGCGAUCAGUGCCCACAAUCAUUCAACAGGAACCACGAUCUGAAGAGACACAAGCGAAUUCAUCUGGCCGUCAAGCCCUUCCCCUGCAACUUUUGCGAUAAGAGCUUUUCGAGGAAGGAUGCCUUGAAGAGACACCGCCUCGUCAAGGGCUGCGGAAACAAGGAUGGCGAGAAUGCUUCGACCGACAACAACCGACGUUCGCCGGGAGAUCACUCCGAUGACGGGACACCCACCUCGGUCAAGCGCGAGGCAUGA
This is a messenger RNA of Colletotrichum siamense, 1155 nucleotides long. RefSeq names its product Zinc finger protein 808 (gene ZNF808). The coding region runs from base 1 to 1155 and encodes 384 amino acids. The transcript is spliced from 3 exons. The record is from RefSeq and is a predicted model, not a curated record. Gene Ontology annotation, cellular component: nucleus. NCBI's taxonomy places the organism in Eukaryota, Fungi, Ascomycota, Sordariomycetes, Glomerellales, Glomerellaceae.